AGGGCGUAUUUUUUUAGGUUAAAAUUAUGUUUUAUUCGCAACCAUCGCAACUCCUUGCAAUUUUAAAAAUUUAAUUUUUUACCUGUAAUAUAUUUAAUAAAUUUAUCAAUGUAUUGUUAAAUUCAUGAAGGAAGUUGCUUCCAUAUCCAGGAAUUCAGAUUUUAGGGGUUUAAUUAAGGAUUCCACUCCUUUUAAAAUCUCAGGAUAUACUUCUGAUGAUUUGGGUUCAUGUCUUGAAGAAUGGAAACCAGACCGUUUGAAGUCCAUUCUGAGCGACAGAAGAGUUUCAGUUCAUGUUUCAACUGACCCAAACCUGAAUUUUGUCUCUAAAAAUUUCAAAUAUGAGUACAUGACCUUUUCAGAGAUGUUUUGUCGGAUUCAAGAAUCUCAAAAGUGUUUAAAUGGAGACCGAGAGUAUCUAUAUUACAGAUCAUUGGGUGAAAGACCGAGAAAGGACCCAUCAAACCUUUCUUCAGUUCAUCCUUAUUUGGAAGAGACUUUCAAGAUACCACCUGAAAUCACACAAAUCCUCAAUGGCUCUUCAACGCAUAUCCACUCGACAGUUUUUAGGAUAUCGCAGCCUGGAGUAGAACUCUGGACCCAUUACGAUGCCAUGGACAACUUUCUGUUCCAAAUUCAUGGCAGUAAACUUGUUAUUUUGUUCCCUCCAUCUACUUUACAUAAGUUGUCAAUAACGGACACCUCUUCACCUUACAGGAAUAUUUGUAAACUCGAUAUGGAAUGUGCAAAUUCUGAGCUUCUAUCUGCCUAUAAGGUUGCUUACAAAACAGUUUUGAACCCGGGGGACGUUUUGUUCAUACCUGCAGCAUGGUCUCAUGGUGUACACUCGCUAUUUCCAGAAGAUGAUUCUGAGGAUAUUAAAACGUGUAUUUCAGUAAACUUGUUCUUCUCUGACGGUCAAGUUGAGUACUCAAGUAAAAACGUAUAUGGUAAUGAGGAUCCAGCACCCAUGAAGAGAGCCUGUGACUUACUCCAAAAGGAUUUUUUAAACCUUUCGCUUCAGUUACCAGUUCAUCUACAGAAAGCCUUCUGGAGUAAAGUCGCCUCAAUUUCACUUCAAUUUUUAAAUAACCUGUAAUUUAAAGUUUAAUUUAA
Messenger RNA from Theileria parva strain Muguga, 1116 nucleotides. It is a transcript of the gene TYW5, whose product is annotated as Cupin-like domain protein. Gene Ontology annotation, molecular function: tRNA binding; 2-oxoglutarate-dependent dioxygenase activity. Lineage: Eukaryota; Apicomplexa; Aconoidasida; Piroplasmida; Theileriidae. The transcript has 5 exons. Gene Ontology annotation, biological process: wybutosine biosynthetic process. The coding region runs from base 125 to 1099 and encodes 324 amino acids. The record is from RefSeq and is a predicted model, not a curated record.